AUAUAUAAAAAAUUAAUAAUAAAAAAAACCUCGUUAAAUAUAACUACGAAAAUCUCCCUUGGCGACCGGUCGCAGCUCGGAAAGCAUAGCAACAAAGCAGUUGGCGAAACGAGAAGCCAAUUUAAUGGCGGCCCUUCCCUUCGCUUUUUCUCUUUCUAGGAUAUAGCGCAUGCGGCUUGCCUGAGAGAGGGAGGAGUUUUCUAUGGUAAUGGAGGAACCAGGGCAGCUGAAACGGGCGCUUAUUGAUACCACUGCUGGAGCACUUGCUGGUGCUAUAUCGCGCACGGUUACGUCGCCCCUUGAUGUUAUUAAGAUCAGAUUCCAGGUUCAACUGGAGCCCACAUCUUCAUGGGCUUUGGUUCAUGGAAAUAUGGGUGGAUCAUCAAAGUACACUGGAAUGUUGCAAGCAGCAAAAGACAUAUUUAGAGAGGAAGGCUUGCCGGGUUUCUGGCGUGGCAACGUCCCAGCUUUACUAAUGGUUAUGCCAUACACUGCCAUACAAUUUGCAGCGUUACACAAAUUGAAAACUUUUGCAGCUGGAUCUUCAAAGGCAGAGAAUCACAUUCAGUUAAGUCCUUACCUCUCUUAUGUCAGCGGGGCAUUAGCAGGGUGUGCUGCUACGAUUGGAUCAUACCCAUUUGAUCUUCUUAGAACCCUAUUGGCUUCACAGGGUGAACCAAAGGUCUAUCCAACAAUGAGAUCUGCAUUUGUUGAUAUCCUUAGAACUCGUGGCUUCAGAGGCUUAUAUGCUGGAUUAUCACCAACACUAGUCGAGAUUGUUCCUUAUGCUGGCCUUCAGUUUGGCACCUAUGAUACAUUUAAACGCUGGACCAUGGCUUGGAACUGCCACACUUCUUAUAAUAUGAGCUCGACCAAUAUUGAUGUUAGUCUUUCAAGCUUUCAGCUUUUUGUCUGUGGAUUAGCUGCUGGGACAUGUGCCAAACUAGUCUGUCAUCCUCUUGAUGUGGUUAAAAAAAGGUUCCAGUUUUGUUUUGGCUGCUGCAGAUUGAAGGACUACAAAGGCAUCCAAAGUAUGGUGCUCGAGUUGAGUACCGCGCUUACAAAAAUAUGCUUGAUGCACUGCGAAGAAUCUUGCAGGCCGAGGGUUGGGCUGGCCUUUAUAAGGGCAUUUUACCAUCAACCAUCAAGGCUGCACCAGCUGGUGCUGUAACAUUUGUAGCUUAUGAAUUCACAUCAGAUUGGUUAGAGUCUAUUUUGACUUGGAACUAACACAGCAUAUUUUUUGCUGUUUGUAUUUUGUUUCUUAAUCACUGUGAUCAUCUCAUUCUUUUUCAUAUAACCUCCAAAGGUCCCCCAUAAAAGUGGGGAUGAUUAUUGUUUCCUAUGAUCUAGUCAUUAUAAUAGGUGUCUGAGCUUUAUAUGUUUGUAGGGUAAGGUAGUGUGAGUAAAAAUAGAGAUAGAGCUCGAAAUGAAUUUUGUAGUUUCUGAAAUUGACAAUAAGACUCACGUUCGACCA
Hevea brasiliensis (rubber tree) is the source of this 1477-nucleotide messenger RNA. Its product is annotated as mitochondrial thiamine diphosphate carrier 2. The transcript is spliced from 8 exons. Gene Ontology annotation, cellular component: mitochondrial inner membrane. NCBI's taxonomy places the organism in Eukaryota, Viridiplantae, Streptophyta, Magnoliopsida, Malpighiales, Euphorbiaceae. The coding region runs from base 203 to 1171 and encodes 322 amino acids. The record is from RefSeq and is a predicted model, not a curated record. Gene Ontology annotation, biological process: thiamine pyrophosphate transmembrane transport. Gene Ontology annotation, molecular function: thiamine transmembrane transporter activity.